UUUACUUUAAGUAGCAAACGGAUGUUACAACUGGUUAAACAUUUGAAGCGGCCUUCACAUACAUCAGUCUGGUGUUGACCACGGAGGCAAAACAACCAUGGCAGCUGUACUAAAACUGUGCGUGGUCCUCAUCUGUCUUGGACUGGUGGAGUCACUCGUCUGGCUCUGCCAAUGUGACGAGUGCACAGUAACGGAGCGUGUCUCGUUCAAGAAACCUAUAUACACAUCAACAACGUAUUGUCAAAGAUAUACCACACGUUGUGGAUUUCUGGGAUGGGGAAGGUGUACCAGAUACCGAACCGGCUAUAGGAGAACUUGCACUGGCUAUACCAUUGGCUACAAGAAUAGGUUCGUGUCUUGUCGACCCGGUUGCAUGUGUUCAGGGCCUUAUGGCAAACUAUUGAAGCCAUUUAACUGAAGCUUCUGGACAUAUUCCAAUGGGUUUAACCGAAUCUUCUUGAAUCAAAGCCAUGCUGAACCAGAUCGUGAAUACACCCUGCCUUGUCCUGUCACCAACAUUCUCUACAAGAUCAACAUCAAAGUUGUAGUGCAGUAUAGAAUUUUAGAAAACAUUUAUACAUAUAAUUAUAAAAUGGUCGUUAAGACAAUGAUUUUGUGAAAGUUAUUCCAGAGAGUUCCCACCAGAGAAACAAUUUAAUGCCUACAUGUACAGUCACCCAAAGUAGAAGACUUGUCAUGUGUUUGUUUUUCUCUCAAUAUUUUUAUCUUUUGUGUUUAGACGGUAGAUUGUUUUUUUUAGUUUCCAUUAAAAGCUACAGUGUCACGUUCA
Molecule: messenger RNA, 790 nt
Organism: Haliotis rufescens (red abalone)
Lineage: Eukaryota; Metazoa; Mollusca; Gastropoda; Lepetellida; Haliotidae
Exons: 4
Coding region: 98-418 (106 amino acids)
Source: RefSeq, a predicted model, not a curated record